AUGAUUGGGACCUCUAGGAGUAGAGUAAAGAAGUUGAUUGGUAAGUUGAAAUCGAAAGUUGUUGCUCUAUUAGAACCUUUUCAAAACUUAGAGGAAGCUCGUAAAUUGGCACGGUGUUUGAAUUUUGAUAGUGUCGUUUCUAAUGAGGAUGAAGGGGGGAAAAUCUCGAUAUUCUGGAAUGGUUCCUAUGUGGUGCAUGUGGUUCGGAUGGGAAUGCAGUUUAUAUCUAUGCUAGUACGUGAAGGGAGUAAGAUGUUCUGUCUCACUGUGGUUUAUGCUAAAUGUACCAUGGCGGAGAGAAUACGCCUUUGGGAUGAUCUCAGUUCUCAAAAUUUGGGAUCAUAUUCUUGUGUGUUUGUGGGUGAUUUUAAUAUUAUCCGUAAUGAUUUAGAAAAGAGAAAAGGUAGGCCUCGGCCUAGCAUGGCAAUGGAGAAUUUUAAUAAUUGGAUUCACCAAGGAAGUUUGCUGGAAAUGGCUUCAAAACGAAGUAUGUUUACAUGGUGUAAUGGGCGAUCGGGGCUUGCCCGGUCAUGGGCCCGUCUUGAUCAUGCUCUUACAGAUAAUUCUUCCUUUGCUUUGUUUCCUAAUGCUACUUGUUCAUAUUUGACACGUUCUACUUCAGAUCAUGCUCCCAUGUUUAUUGAACUCAAGAAAGAUCCGUUCGUCUAUUGCCCGGCCCCUUUUCAUUUCCAACAAAUGUGGGUGGACCAUCAUAGCUUUUUGGAUUGUGUCGGACAGGUUGGGAUUUAA
Messenger RNA from Juglans regia (Persian walnut), 750 nucleotides. RefSeq lists its product as uncharacterized. The record is from RefSeq and is a predicted model, not a curated record. Bases 1 to 750 code for a protein of 249 amino acids. Gene Ontology annotation, molecular function: catalytic activity. The transcript has a single exon. Lineage: Eukaryota; Viridiplantae; Streptophyta; Magnoliopsida; Fagales; Juglandaceae.